Microthlaspi erraticum is the source of this 783-nucleotide messenger RNA. NCBI's taxonomy places the organism in Eukaryota, Viridiplantae, Streptophyta, Magnoliopsida, Brassicales, Brassicaceae. The record is from the annotation of a GenBank genome assembly.
AUGUCCGUCGGACAAACAGUUUGGGAUGCUUUGGUUCGGUUUUGGCUUCAACCUACUUCCAUCGAUAAAUCUGGUAAGUGCUCUGCUGCGCGGUUGACUGUUGGUCCAGAUGGCAAACCUAUCUCCAUUCCUCACACAGCUGGCCAGACACCUUUCGCGGGAAGACGUUUAGAUAUGGCUGCAAAGAACGGAGGUGUGCUCCCUCCAUUGACUGCUCUUUUUCAGGACACCCAUACAAGGAAAGACGGGACCUUCGUAACCCCGAGAGCCGAGCAAAUCCACAACGACCUCACUGCUAGAGUUUUGGAGGAGCAAACACAACUAUCUCAACAGUUAUCCCCGGGCGGUACUCAACAUCCGGUGGAAUUGGGAACUCCCACGAUCGACCGCAUCUAUGAGCAGGUUGCCCCGAAGAACAAGGGGAAAGUGAUUGGGUUGGGUUCAAUCCGCCAAGUCCCGAUUGCUUCGUCAUUUGCUCCGCGGUAUCGAGGUCCCGAGGAUGAUCCGGUCCAACUGCGAGCCAAGAUCUCAAGACUUGAGGAGACUAUGGAAAUUGAGAACUCAGAGAAUGAUGUUAUUUUUAGCAUCAUUGCUACGCACCACCCCGACAUUGCAGCAGUCAUGUCAAACAAGAGACGACGUCGGGAAGCUGCUACAGCCGGAGUUACGAGUUCAGCAGCCGGAGCAGCAGAGGAAGAGGAGCUUACAGCAGAGCAACAACGAACGGCGGACAUUGCAGCUCAGGCAGCUCGUGAGGCAGGAGACCUCCCGCCUUUUGAAUAA